AUGAUAUCUUACAUAUCCAUAGUCACAUCAGAAACCACAUCAAGUUCAAGUUCAAAUACAAGUGGAUCAUCAUCAACUACCGAAUCCCCUACUAUGGUUUGGGUAACAGGUACAGAUGCACUGGGAAUAACAAGAACAACUCAAUCUACAUAUUAUCAAUCAUUUGCAUCUAUGUACACAUCAACCGAAUCACCAGAAAGUGCAUCUAUAGGAAUGGGUUCAAUAAGUGAUGCUGAUGAAGUUGGAAGAAUUAGAUCAUAUGAAAGGACAACUAUAACACAAACUGGUAGUGCAAAUUCAUAUAUACACAAUAAUUACUUAUUUAGUAGAGAUUUAUCGGUGGUAAAAUUUAUAACUUUGGGAUUAAUCAGUUUAAUUACAUUCAUAGUAGUUAUCAUAUAG
This is a messenger RNA of Insectozyma verbasci, 402 nucleotides long. The record is from the annotation of a GenBank genome assembly. NCBI's taxonomy places the organism in Eukaryota, Fungi, Ascomycota, Pichiomycetes, Serinales, Debaryomycetaceae.